This is a messenger RNA of Morus notabilis, 942 nucleotides long. RefSeq lists its product as uncharacterized. Gene Ontology annotation, cellular component: cytoplasm. NCBI's taxonomy places the organism in Eukaryota, Viridiplantae, Streptophyta, Magnoliopsida, Rosales, Moraceae. The record is from RefSeq and is a predicted model, not a curated record. Gene Ontology annotation, molecular function: protein phosphatase inhibitor activity. The transcript is spliced from 9 exons. The coding region runs from base 345 to 662 and encodes 105 amino acids.
CUCUCUCUCUCUCUAUUUGUGUGUCCCCAGAUCAAACGCUUCUCUAUUCGUUUUGACUUCUGAAUUCUGAGUUUCUGAUCUCGACCUUUUUGCCGUCGCGAGCAACGUAGCCAGCCAUCCUUCCGAGCCGAUUUCAAGCCACCUGCAACACUGAUGCUUAAUUUUACGGCCUACGACACCAGAGUUGGCGUUUUCAAAGAAUUGGGAAUCUGAAAGGUUCUUUUGAAUUCUUGAGAAUGCAAUGUUAAACAUUGCAUUUUACUUGAACCCAAGGGAGGAUUUUCCAAUUGGAUGUUUGAACUCUACAGUGGGAGCUGCGUUUUGCUUGGGUGGUGCAAGACAUUAUGUCAGGAGUAGAGGACACCAGUGAACAAACCAUGCCAUUGCAAAAAGAAGAGGAGGCGGCUGUAAGGAAAAAGUAUGGUGGAAUUAUGCCCAAAAAACCACCACUCAUUUCAAAGGACCAUGAACGUGCUUUCUUUGAUUCCGCUGAUUGGGCACUUGGAAAGCAAGGUGUAGAGAAGCCAAAAGGACCACUUGAAGCCCUUAGGCCAAAAUUGCAGCCCACACAACAGCAGACUAGAUACCGGAAGUCUCCUUGUGCCCCGGCAGAUGGCGAAGAUGGAACUGCUGCAUCUGAGGAUACAACUGGUAAUGAAUGAGAAACUGCCGGCAGCAAUCGAUUUACGGCCAUUGGCGGUCAUUCUGGUGCUACCUCACCUUGUAUGGAGUAAUUUGAUGUUGUUCCACUUCGCGAAAAUAAAUUGACGAGACAUUUCAAUAUUGGACUAAAGAGAUAUGCAUAUACCUUUAUUUCUGCAGUUGAGAUCUGGACUCUUGUGUAUCAUUACUACUAUGUUCCAAGAUUUUACUCUAGUGGAACAUUAUUGCCCCGUUUAAAUGAAUACAUGUUUGGAAGAAUUUAAGGGAAAAAAAAAAAAA